AGAAUCUCUAUAGUCAACAAAACAACAAAAAUAAGCACUUUAAACGGCCUAACACUUCUCUAACAGAAUUUAUAUUCAUACGCGUUCCUCUCUCCAUUCUCUAUAUAAUACACUGCAAGGUUUCACAAACUUCACACACAAUUUUAAUAUCAUAGUAUCACUGUCUUUAUCACAAACCUAAUAUCAGAUCUUCAACCACCACGUUCUUCAUCUUCCUCUGUUUCUUAGAUUCCUCUGUUUUUGAUUAAUCAAAAUCUUGAUGGCCAUAAAGACGAUUGAAUUGUUGAAAGGGUGUGCUUCCCAAGAAGAAUUAAUGGAAGUUAUUGCUUCUGUGGCUUCAGAUUUAGGAGAUGUGAUCGAUGAUGUGAACACCAUGGAAGUGAUUCCAUUGAAAGGUGCAAUGACCAAUGAGGUUUUUCAGAUUAAUUGGCCAACAAGAAAUGGUUCUGAUCUCAGAAAGGUUCUGGUUCGAUUGUAUGGAGAAGGUGUUGAUAUUUUCUUCAAUAGGGAAGAAGAAAUUCGAACCUUUGAGUGUAUCUCAAAGCAUGGUCAGGGUCCACGUCUUCUUGCUCGCUUUACAACCGGUCGUGUUGAAGAGUUUAUUCAUGCCAGAACUCUUUCGGCUUGUGACCUCCGUGAUCCCGAUAUAUCGUCUCUGAUAGCAUCUAAGAUGAGAGAAUUCCACAAGCUUCAUAUGCCUGGUACAAAGAAGGCUCAUAUUUGGCAGAGAAUGAGAAAGUGGCUCGGCGAAGCCAAAAGUUUAUGCUCCCCAAAGGAUGCAAAAAAAUUCGGGCUAGAGAAUCUAGACGACGAAAUAAACAUCCUAGAGAAGGAGUUAUGCGAAGGAUAUCAAGAGAUUGGUUUCUGUCACAAUGACUUACAAUAUGGUAACAUUAUGAUGGACGAAAAAACUAAAUCAAUCACUCUAAUUGACUAUGAAUACGCGAGUUACAAUCCUAUUGCGUACGAUCUCGCAAAUCAUUUCAGUGAAAUGGCGGCCGAUUACCAUACCGAUACACCUCAUGUUCUUGACUAUAGUAAAUAUCCUGAACUCGAGGAGCGUCAAAGGUUUAUUCGCGCCUAUCUUAGUUCUGAAGGUAAGAAACCGAAGAAUGCUAAAGUGAACCAAGUUGUGACUGCUGUGGAAAAAUACACUCUUGCAAACCAUCUAUUUUGGGGCUUAUGGGGACUUAUUUCGAGUUAUGUGAACAAAAUUGAGUUUGAUUACAAGGAAUAUGCAAGACAAAGGUUUCAGCAAUACCGGUUAAGGAAAUCUACUUUAUUGGACACUCCAACCAUUGUUUCACAAAAUGAAACUGUAAAUGGUUCUCUACCACUAGCAUCUUGUGUGUGAUUUCUCUUAUGCCAAAUUCCCAUGUUUUAGUGAAGUUAAUCUUAGUUUUUUUUUAUGUACUGAUUUCAUAAUAACUUCAAAAGGCGUGACAUAUUCGCCGCGGCAUCUGUAUCUGUAAAUAAUAUAUUGUCACUGACAAUUUGCAAUUAGUUUUUGACAAUUUUCACUUCAAUUUGAUCAUCAAUUUAUCACUUUUGAGAUUUAUGAAAUGAAAUUGAGAAUGAAUGUGUUUA
Messenger RNA from Lathyrus oleraceus (garden pea), 1587 nucleotides. Its product is annotated as probable choline kinase 1. The transcript has 6 exons. Bases 260 to 1354 code for a protein of 364 amino acids. Gene Ontology annotation, cellular component: cytoplasm. Gene Ontology annotation, biological process: phosphatidylethanolamine biosynthetic process; phosphatidylcholine biosynthetic process. Gene Ontology annotation, molecular function: ethanolamine kinase activity; choline kinase activity. The record is from RefSeq and is a predicted model, not a curated record. NCBI's taxonomy places the organism in Eukaryota, Viridiplantae, Streptophyta, Magnoliopsida, Fabales, Fabaceae.